AUGAAUAAUCUAUCAUCACAUUUUCCCACGUUGACCAGAGGAUAUAUAUUAUAUAGACCUAAGUUCUAUUCAUUUAUUUUCAUUAUCUUCUCUUCGGAGUUGGUGUAUGGGUCAUUAAAUAUUUUCUUCUUCUUCUUCUUCUUCUUCUUCUUCCUUCAUCCUUCUCCUUAUUCUCCUUCUUCUCCAACUUCUGCUCAUUCUUCUUCUUCUUCGUUCCUCUUCUUCUGCUUCUUCUUCUUCUUCUUCUUCUUCUUCUUCUUCUUCUUCUGCAUCUUCUUUUCCAUUCCGACUCAUUCUUCUUCUUCUUUUUCUUCUUCUUAUUCGUUCCGUCUCCUCCUCCUCCUCCUUCUUCUUCUUCUUCUUCUUCUAUUUUCUGCUCAUUCUUCUUCUUCUUCUUCUUCUUCUUCUUCUUCGUUCCGUCCCAUUCUUCUUGUUCUUGUUCUCCGUUCCGUCUCAUUCUUCUUCGUCUUCUCCGUUCCGUCUCAUUCUUCUUCUUCUUCUUCUUCUUCUUCUUCUUCUUCUUCUUCUUCUUCUUCCUACCGUCUCAUUCUUCUUCUUCUUCUUUGUACCAUUUCAUUCUUCUUCUUCUUCGUUCCGUCUCAUUCUUCCUCUUCUUCUUCUUUUUCUUCGUUCCGUCUCAUUCUCCUUGUUCUUUUUCGUACCGUCUCAUUCUUCUUCUUUCCGUCUUAUUCUUCUUCUUCUUCGUUGCGUCUCCUUUUUCUUCUUCUUCGUUCCGUCUCAUUCUUCUGCUUCUCCUUCUUCGUCCCGUCUCAUUCUUCUUCUUCUUCUACUUCGUUCCGUCUCAUUCUUCUUCGUCUUCCCCGUUCUGUCUCAUUCUUCUUCUUCUUCUUCGUACCGUCUCAUUCUUCUUCUUCUUCGUACCGUCUCAUUCUUCUUCUUCUUCUUCCUCGUACCGUCUCAUUUUUCCUCUUCUUCUUCUUCGUUCCGUCUCAUUCUUCUUUUUGUACCAUUUCAUUCUUCUUCUUCUUAGUUCUUUCUCAUUCUUCUUCUUCUUCUUCUUCUUCGUACCAUCUCAUUCUUCUUCUUCUUCUUCCUCGUACCGUCUCAUUUUUCCUCUUCUUCUUCUUCGUUCCGUCUCAUUCUUCUUUUUGUAACAUUUCAUUCUUCUUCUUCUUAGUUCUGUCUCAUUCUUCUUCUUCUUCUUCUUCUUUUUCUUCUUCUUCUUCUUCUUCUUCUUCUUCUUCUUCUUCUUCGUACCUUCUCAUUCUUCUUCUUCUUCUUCCUCGUACCGUCUCAUUUUUCCUCUUCUUCUUCUUCGUUCCGUCUCAUUCUUCUUUUUGUACCAUUUCAUUCUUCUUCUUCUUAGUUCCGUCUCAUUCUUCUUCUUCUUCUUCUUCUUCGUACCGUCUCAUUCUUCUUCAUCUUCUUCCUCGUACCGUCUCAUUUUUCCUCUUCUUCUUCGUUCCGUCUCAUUCUUCUUUUUGUACCAUUUCAUUCUUCUUCUUCUUAGUUCUGUCUCAUUCUUCUUCUUCUUCUUCUUUUUCUUCUUCUUCUUCUUCUUCUUCUUCUUCUUCUUCUUCUUCUUCGUACCUUCUCAUUCUUCUUCUUCUUCUUCCUCGUACCGUCUCAUUUUUCCUCUUCUUCUUCUUCGUUCCGUCUCAUUCUUCUUUUUGUACCAUUUCAUUCUUCUUCUUCUUAGUUCUGUCUCAUUCUCCUUCUUCUUCUUCUUCUUUUUCUUCUUCUUCUUCUUCGUACCGUCUCAUUCUUCUUCUUCUUCGUACCGUCUCAUUCUUCUUCUUCUUCUUCCUCGUACCGUCUCAUUUUUCCUCUUCUUCUUCUUCUUCUGUCUCAUUCUUCUUCUUCUUCUUCUUUUUCUUCUUCUCCUUCUUCUUCUUCUUCUUCUUCGUAACUUCUCAUUCUUCUUCUUCUUCUUCCUCGUACAGUCUCAUUUUUCUUCUUCUUCUUCUUCUUCUGUCUCAUUCUUCUUCUUCUUCUUCUUCGUACCGUCUCAUUCUUCUUCUUCUUCGUACCGUCUCAUUCUUCUUCUUCUUCUUCUUCUUCUCGUACCGUCUCAUUUUUCCUCUUCUUCUUCUUCGUUCCGUCUCAUUCUUCUUUUUGUACCAUUUCAUUCUUCUUCUUCUUAGUUCUGUCUCAUUCUUCUUCUUCUUCUUCUUCUUCCGUCUCAUUCUUCUUCUUCUUCGUACCGUCUCAUUCUUCUUCUUCUUCUUCCUCGUACCGUCUCAUUUUUUCCUCUUCUUCUUCUUCGUUCCGUCUCAUUCUUCUUUUUGUACCAUUUCAUUCUUCUUCUUCUUAGUUCUGUCUCAUUCUUCUUCUUCUUCUUCUUCUUCUUCGUACCGUCUCAUUCUUCUUCUUCUUCGUACCGUCUCAUUCUUCUUUUUGUACCAUUUCAUUAUUCUUCUUCUUAGUUCUGUCUCAUUCUUCUUCUUCUUCUUCUUUUUCUUCUUCUUUUUCUUCUUCUUCUUCUUCUUCUUCGUACCAUCUCAUUCUUCUUCUUCUUCUUCCUCGUACCGUCUCAUUUUUCCUCUUCUUCUUCUUCUUCUGUCUCAUUCUUCUUCUUCUUCUUCUUCUUCUUCUUCUUCUUCGUACCGUCUCAUUUUUUCCUCUUCCUUCUUCUUCUUCGUUCCGUCUCAUUCUUCUUUUGUACCAUUUUCAUUCUUCUUCUUCUUAGUUCUGUCUCAUUCUUCUUCUUCUUCUUCUUUUACCGUCUCAUUCUUCUUCUUCUUCGUAACCGUCUCAUUCUUCUUCUUCUUCUUCCUCUUCGUUCCGUCUCAUUUUUUCCUCUUCUUCUUCUUCGUUCCGUCUUCAUUCUUCUUUUGUACCAUUUCAUUCUUCUUCUUCUUAGUUCUGUCUCAUUCUUAUUCUUAUUCUUCUUUUUUCUUCUUCUUCUUCUUCUUCUUCUUCUUCUUCUUCUUCUUUACUUCUUCUCAUUCUUCUUCUUCUUCUUCCUCGUACCGUCUCAUUUUCCCCUUCUUCUUCUUCUUCUUCUCAUUCUCAUUCUUCUUCUUCUUCUUCUUCUUCUUCUUCUUCGUACCGUCUCAUUCUUCUUCUUCUUCUUCCUCGUACCGUCUCUUUUUUUCCUCUUCUUCUUCUUCGUUCCGUCUCAUUUCUUCUUUUUGUACCAUUUCAUUCUUCUUCUUCUUAGUUCUGUCUCAUUCUUCUUCUUCUUCUUCUUCUUCGUACCGUCUCAUUCUUCUUCUUCUUCGUACCGUCUCAUUCUUCCUCUUCUUCUUCUUCUUUUUCGUACCGUCUCAUUUUUCUUCUUCUUCUUCGUUCCGUCUCAUUCUUCUGCUACUCCUUCUUCGUCCCGUCUCAUUCUUCUUCUUCUUCUACUUCGUACCGUCUCAUUCUUCUUCUUCUUCUUCUUCGUACAGUCUCAUUCUUCUUCUUCUUCGUACCGUCUCAUUCUUCCUCUUCUUCUUCUUCUCCUUCUUCGUACCGUCUCAUUUUUCUUCUUCUUCUUCUUCGUUCCGUCUCAUUCUUCUGCUUCUCCUUCUUCGUCCCGUCUCAUUCUUCUUCUUCUUCUUCGUACAGUCUCAUUCUUCUUCUUCUUCUUCUUCGUACCAUCUCAUUCUUCUUCUUCUUCUUCGUACCAUCUCAUUCUUCUUCUUCUUCGUACCAUCUCAUUCUUCUUCUUCUUCGUACCGUCUCAUUCUUCUUCUUUUUCUACUUCGUACCAUCUCAUUCUUCUUCUUCUUCUUCUUCGUACCGUCUCAUUCUUCUUCUUCUUCUUCGUACCGUCUCAUUCUUCUUCUUCUUUUUCUUUGUACCAUUUCAUUCUUCUUCUUCUUCGUUCCGUCUCAUUCUUCUCUUUUUCUUCUUCUUCUUCUUCUUCUUCUUCGUACCGUCUCAUUUUUCUUCUCCUUCUUCCUCUUCUUUUUCGUUCCGUCUCAUUCUUCUUCUGCUUCUUCUUCUUCUUCUUCUUCUUCUUCUUCUUCUUCUGCAUCUUCUUUUCCAUUCCGACUCAUUCUUCUUCUUUUUCUUCUUCUUCUUCGUUCCGUCUCCUUCUCCUCCACCUUCUUCUCCUUCUUCUUCUUUUCUAUCUUCUGCUCAUUCUUCUUCUUCUUCUUCUUCUUCUUCUUCUUCUUCUUCUUCUUCUUCUUCGUUCCGUCUCAUUCUUCUUCGUCUUCCCCGUUUCGUCUCAUUCUUCUUCUUCUUCUUACCGUGUCAUUCUUCUUCUUCUUUGUACCAUUUCAUUCUUCUUCUUCUUCGUUCCGUCUCAUUCUUCUUCUUCUUCUUCGUACCGUCUCAUUCUUCUUCUUCUUCUUCGUACCGUCUCAUUCUUCUUCUUCUUCUUCUUCUUCUUCUUCUUCUUCUUCGUUCCGUCUCAUUCAUCUUCUUCUUCUUCUUCUUUUUCGUACCGUAUCAUUCUUCUUCUUCUUUCCGUCUUCUUCUUCUUCUUCUUCGUUGCGUCUCCUUCUUCUUCUUCUUCUUCUUCUUCGUUCCGUCUCAUUCUUCUUCUUCUUCUUCUUUCUCGUACCGUCUCAUUCUUCUUCUUCUUUCCGUCUUCUUCUUCUUCGUUCCGUCUACUUCUUCUUCUUCUUUGUUCCGUCUCAUUCUUCUGCUUCUCCUUCUUCGCCCCGUCUCAUUCUUCUUCUUCUUAUUCUUUCUCGUACCGUCUCAUUCUUCUUCUUCUUUCCGUCUUCUUCUUCUUCGCCCCGUCUCAUUCUUCUUCUUCUUUGUACCAUUUCAUUCUUCUUCUUCUUCGUUCCGUCUCCUUCUUCUUCUUCUUCGUACCGUCUCAUUCUUCCUCUUCUUCUUCUUUUUCUUCGUUCCGUCUCAUUCUCCUUCUUCUUCUUCUUCUUUUUCGUACCGUCUCAUUCUCCUUCUUCUUCUUCUUCUUUUUCGUUCCGUCUCAUUCUCCUUCUUCUUCUUCUUCUUUUUCGUACCGUCUCAUUCUCCUUCUUCUUCUUUUUCGUACCGUCUCAUUCUCCUUCUUCUUCUUCUUUUUCGUUCCGUCUCAUUCUCCUUCUUCUUCUUCUUUUUCGUACCGUCUCAUUCUCCUUCUUCUUCUUCUUUUUCGUUUCGUCUCAUUCUCCUUCUUCUUCUUCUUCUUCUUUUUCGUACCGUCUCAUUCUCCUUCUUCUUCUUCUUUUUCGUAACGUCUCAUUCUCCUUCUUCUUCUUCUUCUUUUUCGUACCGUCUCAUUAUUCUUCUUCUUUCCGUCUUAUUCUUCUUCUUCUUCGUUGCGUCUCCUUCUUCUUCUUCUUCGUUCCAUCUCAUUCUUCUGCUUCUCCUUCUUCGUCCCGUCUCAUUCUUCUUCUUCUUCUUCUUCUUCUUCUACUUCGUUCCGUCUCUCUUCUCCUCUUCGUGCCGUCUCAUUCUUCUUCUUCGUUCCGUCUCAUUCUUCUUCUUCCUCUUCGUUCCGUCUCAUCCUUCUUCUUCUUCUUCUUAUUAGUUACCCCUCCUUCUCCUUUUUCUCAUUCUUCUCCUUUUUCUUCUCUUCCUUCUCCUUCUUGCUUUUUUCUUUCCUUUUUCUUCUAUUCAUUCAGCCCCAUAUCUAUCUAUCUAUCUAUCUAUCUAUCUAUCUAUCUAUCUAUCUAUCUAUCUAUUUCAUGGUAUUUUCUCUAUCUAUUUCAUGGUAUUCUAUCUAUCUAUCUAUCUAUCUAUCUAUCUAUCUAUUAA
Messenger RNA from Acanthosepion pharaonis, 5604 nucleotides. The record is from the annotation of a GenBank genome assembly. Lineage: Eukaryota; Metazoa; Mollusca; Cephalopoda; Sepiida; Sepiidae.